Erythranthe guttata (spotted monkey flower) is the source of this 2595-nucleotide messenger RNA. RefSeq names its product RNA-binding KH domain-containing protein RCF3. NCBI's taxonomy places the organism in Eukaryota, Viridiplantae, Streptophyta, Magnoliopsida, Lamiales, Phrymaceae. Gene Ontology annotation, molecular function: RNA binding. The record is from RefSeq and is a predicted model, not a curated record.
AGCAAAUCUUUCAAGGGUUUUCGUUUCACUGUUCGCAAUUUCUCUCUGGCCAGCGAAAAAACCCAAACCCAAUUGCAGAAAAUUCAAUUGGAAUUAAGAAGACUCUCUUUGUGUAAUUCCUUGCUAAGCUAUAUAAUUCUCUUAACGGGGUUUCAAGCCAUGUCUGCUCAAGUGGCACCUGCUAAGAGACCAUAUGACCAAAGCUUUGCAGAAGGAGGCGGUAGAAGGAAAUGGCAGAAAUCAUCCGGUGUGGGAUCUGAUAAUGCAUCAUUUGUAGGAUCCUCUUCCGGCGGCAAGAUGAUACGGUUGCUUUUCCCUGCUUCCAGAGUUGGUGGAAUUAUUGGAAAAGGUGGCAGCACCAUAUCUCAAAUACGCCAAGAGACUGGGGCAAAAGUCCGUGUUGAAGAAAGUGUUCUUGGAUGUGACGAGAGGGUAAUUAUUAUAGUUGGUUCAGAUCGAGAUAAUCAAAAUGUCACCAAACAAAUGAAGUCUGAAGGUGAGGAGACUAAGAACCCUGAGUUGAGUGCAAACGCAGAAGAAGAUGAAAAGCAGGCUGUUCCAGUUGAUGAUUCUCGACCAGAGAAGGAAAAAGAACCUUCGUCAGUUCAGAAAGCUUUGCUAGUUGUCUUUGAUAAAAUGGUCGCUAUUUUGUCCGACACAAAAGAAGUAGAUGAAGAAGGUAAUAAGCCAUCUUCAUUUGUUGUUAGGCUACUCGUCUUCUCUGGUCAAGUGGGCUCUCUGUUGGGGAAAGGUGGCAGUGUUAUCAAACAAAUGUCAUCUGAAAGUGGGGCGCAGAUUCGAAUUCUUCCAAAGGACAAGCUGCCUUCUUGUUCAUCUUCUUCUGAUGAAUUGGUUCAGAUCACUGGCAAACAGGAUGCCAUUAAGAAAGCUCUUCUGUCAGUUUCUCAGAAUCUAAUUGAAAGUUUUAUUCGCAAUCAAGAUUCCUUCCCUAUCAACAUGGGUGGUCAAUCAUCUCAGUCCUUUGGUCCUCCUUCGAGACAGGACAGAUUUCCACCACCACCGCCGCCACACCGUCCUUUCCAUGGGCAUGGAGAGCCUUAUUCUUCUGUGUUUCAUGAUGGAGAGCCCAUUAUGCCUGGUAGAGGGAAUUUCCCACCUGAGGUUCUAAACUUCCGCUUAUUGUGUAACGAGGAGAAGGUAGGUGGUGUAAUUGGAAAGGGCGGUUCAAUAGUCAAGGCACUUCAACAUGAAACGGGGUGUGAUAUCAAGGUCCUAGAUGGUGCAGGGGAUUCAGAGGAUCGCAUAAUUAUCAUAUCUGGCCCUGCUUACCCAGAUGAUGGAGUAUCUGCCCCACAAGAUGCAGUACUUAGAGUGCAAGCUAGGAUAUUUAGGGCUGCACCAGAAAACAAGGACAACACCAUGGCAGCGAAACUGCUUGUCUCCUCGAAUCAAAUUGGAUGCCUCCUUGGUAAGGGUGGUUCGGUCAUAGCUGAAAUGAGGAAGUCAACUGGAGCUUAUAUCCGUAUUCUGGGUAAAGAACAGGUCCCGAAGAACGCUUCAGAAAAUGAGGAAGUAGUUCUGGCAAGUGGAGAGUUUGAAGUAGUCCAAGAGGCUCUCAUGCAGAUUACAUCAAGGUUGAAAAAUCAUUUAUUCCGUGAUGUAUUUCCACCUUAUGGUCACCCUCCCAAUCCAGCAUUUAUGGAGCAAAUGCCACCAUUUCCUCCAUACAUGCCAAGGAGGGAAUUUUCACCGCCUGGACCAUACUCUAAUCGAGGUCCAUCUUUUAACAACUUUGAUGGUCCUGGUGGUAUGCCGCCAGGUGGCGGUUUCCAUCCACGUGAUGAUCACCCUCCUUUUGGACAUGACUUUCCCGGACCAGGAAUUCCUCCUCAUAUGUCUGAAAGAAUGCCACCUGCAGCACCAUGGGGGCCUCAGGGACCAAUGGAUGGGCCGGGCCCUAUGGGAUUCCCGGACUAUCCAGGCGCUCCUCAGAGAAGACACGGCGGAUUUCCAGGAGGAAAUCAGUCUGCUGUUAUUACAAGCACAACUGUGGAAGUUGUUGUUCCUCGCUUUGUUGUUCCUGCAAUCUAUGGUGAGGAUGGUGGGUGUAUUAGACAAAUUCGUGAGAUAUCGGACGCCAAAAUUACGAUAACUGAUCCGAAACAAGGGGCAUUGGAAACCGUGAUAAUAAUAUCGGGGACGCCUGAGCAAACAAAUGCUGCACAAAGUCUCAUUCAAGCAUUUGUAAUUAGCGAGACUGAAGCAACUUAAUUGUCGACAUAAUUAAUGGUACUCCUUUUUCUUUCACAGACUCGGUUUUUCGACUCAAAAGCUUCGACUAUAAUUUAUAAGUCGUAACUAAUUUUGGAGGGGAUGUAUAAUUCAAUUUGUCUUGUGGGGCUCUGUGAGGAAUAUCAUGAUACUACGACUCAUUUAGCUUGCUGGGAAAAUGUCAUCUUUGUUGUUUAUUUGUUACAUGCACAGGAUACUGGGCUAUUUGGAACUACAGAAAGGAUUUUUUAAAAUAGAGAAUGUAAAUUUCCUAAGUAUGCAUGUUCGUCUGUGUCUGUAUUUCACUAAUAUAUAGAUGAUUUGUCUGUUGACUUAAGGGUUUAUGUUUAGAUCCACUUUCUU